Molecule: messenger RNA, 1550 nt
Organism: Cucurbitaria berberidis CBS 394.84
Lineage: Eukaryota; Fungi; Ascomycota; Dothideomycetes; Pleosporales; Cucurbitariaceae
Product: TPT-domain-containing protein
Exons: 3
Coding region: 117-1127 (336 amino acids)
Cellular component (GO): Golgi apparatus
Molecular function (GO): antiporter activity
Source: RefSeq, a predicted model, not a curated record
CCAUCAGGCCCGCGCCUCCGCUCCUUUGCCCACCUGUCACUUUCUCCGAGCAUGAUCGCAUAGCCCGACGCUUCCCGCAAACAAUCCCUCGCUCGCUAUCUCGAUUAUAGCAUACCAUGGUUGAGAAACGCCCCUCGACCGACGGCCUCGUCGAUAAUGUCGAUCCUCGAGAAUCGCACGAGCUGGAGGAGCUGCCUACAUUCGAGAAGCCAGCGACGGAGCCGGCGCCAUUGCCGUUGAGGGAGAAACUCGUUACGUGUUUUUGGAUUGCGCUGAACACGCUGAGCACACUGGGACUCAUCUUUUUGAGCAAACGCGUCUUCAGCGACAAGCAGCUCAAAGCCUGCCAGCUCAUGGUCGUCAUGUGGCAUUUUACCGCGACAGGCCUCGUCCUCUUCAUCUCCACCCUCGGCCCCUUCCGCGCUUUCAAAGCCGUACGCCUUAAUGUCUGGAACAUGCUGCCCGUGUGCGGUUUCUUCGCGGGAUACGUCGUCCUCGGCAACCUCUCGCUCACCUUCAACUCGAUCGGCUUCUACCAGCUCUCCAAAGUCAUGACAACCCCUACCGUUGUCCUAAUCAACUUUGUCCUGUUCAGGAAGAUGGUCACCCGCUACAUGCUCAUUGCCAUCUUGGCCACCUGCAUUGGUGUAUCCUUCACCAUCAACGAGGCAGCCAAGACACAGCUGUUUGGCAUCAUUAUUGCGACGCUGGCUUUCUGCUCCACGGCUCUCUACCAGAUUUGGAUCGGCAAGAAGAUUGAGGAUUUUGCCGUCAGCCCGCCUCAGCUCCUCCUCAACCAAGCGCCCAUCUCCGUCUGCCUCCUCCUCCCCUUCGUCCCAUUUUUCGACACGCUUCCAGAUCUCAGCAAGGUGCCCACCGACAUCCUCUGGUCCGUCUGCGCGAGCGGUAUCAUGGCUUCCAUGUACAACUUGAGCCAGUUCUUGAUUAUCGGCCGUACGUCGGCGUUGACCUUCAACAUUGUUAGUCAUCUCAAGACGAUUCUCAUUCUGUCCAUUGGCUGGUACAGCGAGGGCAAGAUCCUGAGCCCGCGGGAGUGGUUUGGUGUUUUGCUUGCGCUGGGUGGCGGCUGGGUAUACUCGCAUCUUGCGCUCAAGGCGAAGAAGUAGGGCAAGUUGAGAGCGUUGAAAGAGACGCUGGGCGCCCGAGAGGGGCCUGUUGUAUAGAGUAUGGAGCCGGGGCUCGCGCGGAAGUCUUGUCUUGAGGGACUACUUUGAUGCUACUAGAUAUGCACUGUUUGAAACGCCUGUUUGUAUAUGCGACGCAACGCACAGCACAGCGAGAGAGCGACAUGGUGUGCUUGGAUUUUACGCCCACAAAAACAUUUGACGAUAGAUCACACGCGGUUUGGGGAUAUACCUUCUCUGUUUCUUAUAGGGUCUUGGGGGGAUCCUUCGGUAGACGACAUUGUUUGUCGCACCUGGUCAUAUCUCUAGGUUUUGCAUUUAAUUAGCACGGCGUUGAAUACUCUGAUAAUAUACCUCGAAUGAAAGCAUUGAAACUUCAACUAGCUUGCUCGCUUCCUCUCUGUU